AUGGUGAGGAACGUGGAUGACUUUGACUUCUGCCUGCCUUCACAUGCCCAGGGCAUGCUGGAGGGCCUGCAGCGGCUGCGUGCCAACCCCAAGCUGGCAGAUGUGACACUGGUGGCGGGCGGGCAGGAGUUCCCCUGCCACCGCAGCAUCCUGGCCCUGUGCAGCCACUACUUCCACGCCAUGUUCUCCGGCAACUUUGCCGAGAGCACCGCAGCGCGGGUGGAGCUGAAGGAGGUGGACCCUGGCACCCUGGAGAUGCUGCUCAACUUCGCCUACACAGGGAAAGUCACCAUCAACCAGGGCAAUGUGGAGCGGCUGAUGCAGACCUCCAGCCAGCUCCAUUUCCCCACUAUCCAGAAGGUCUGCAGCCGCUACCUUCGGCAGCAGAUGGAUGCCACCAACUGUCUAGGUAUCUAUGAGUUUGGUGAGAGCCAUGGCUGCCCUGAGGUCUCCUCCAAAGCCUGGUCUUUCUUGCAGGAGAACUUUGAAGCCAUCUCUCUGCAGGAAGAGUUCCUCCAGCUCUCCAAGGAGAGGUUAGCCAUCUGCCUCUCCAGUGAGCAGCUGCAGGUGCAGGAGGAGCAGAGCCUGGCCGAGGCUGUGCUGCGCUGGGUACACCACGAUCCGGGGCCCCGAGCCCAGUUCCUGCCUGAGCUGCUGGAGCUGGCCCACCUCAUCUCACUGCCUGACCAGUACCUGCAGAACCUUCUCACCACCGAGCCGCUCAUCCGUGACUCGGAUGCCAGCAAGGCCCUCAUUGAGCAGAGCAAUGCUAGUGCCUGGAAGAAGCCCCCAGCCUCACUGCAGAAGCUAGAGGAGGUGCUGGUUGUGGUUGGUGGACGUGUGCUGGAGGAGGGCGAGGAUGAGGACAUGGGGCUAGAGGUGCCAGCUGGCCCCAGGAACUUUGCCUUCUACAACCCCAAAAGCAGGCGAUGGGUGGCUCUGCCUGACUUCCCCGAUUACAACAAGUGGGGCUUCUCCCUGGUAGCCCUGAACAACGUCGUGUAUGUUACAGGUGGCUCCAGGGGGUCCCAGAAUGACACAUGGUCGACAACCCAGGCCUGGUGCUUCUGCCCCAGGGACGGCGCCUGGAAGCCCAUCACGUCCAUGCUGAGAGCUCGCACCAACCAUACCAGCGCUGUGCUCAACGGUGAGGUCUACGUCAUCGGGGGGACCACAGUGGAUGUGGUGGAGGUGGAGCGCUACGACCCCUACAACAGAAGCUGGUGUGCCACCAGCCCAGCCCUCAAGUACGUCAGCAAUUUUGCAGCCUCCAGCUGCUUGGGCAAGCUCUACUUGGUGGGCUCCUGCGCUGUCAAGUACAACACCCUGACCCUGCAGUGCUACAACCCUGUCCAAGAUCUGUGGAAUGUGAUCACCUCCCCCUUCAUCCCCAAGUACCUCUCAGCCCCACGCUGUGCCACCCUGCAUGGGCUCAUCUACCUCAUCGGGGACAACACCAAGAAGGUCUACGUGUACAACCCAGAGGCUAACAUCUGGCAGAAGGUGCAGCUCCUGCACACCCUCCAUGAGAACGGGGGCAUGGUGCCGCUGGGAGACCGGCUCUUUGUCACCGGUGGCCACUGGAAGGGCAUGGAUGGCGACUACCGCGUGGAGAUGGAGGUGUACGAUUGCACCAAGGACCUCUGGACACAGGAGGGCUCCUUGCCCUGCCUCUGGCUCUUCCACAGCUCCUCCUCCAUCUUUAUGGACACCUCCAAGUGGACAGAAGCUUUCCAGGGGGGGCACGCGUGAUGGGAGAGCCCACAUGUGUGGGCUGUCACCCUGCACAGCCACUCU
Indicator indicator is the source of this 1797-nucleotide messenger RNA. It is a transcript of the gene KLHL30, whose product is annotated as kelch like family member 30. The transcript has 7 exons. The record is from RefSeq and is a predicted model, not a curated record. Bases 1 to 1752 code for a protein of 583 amino acids. Gene Ontology annotation, molecular function: protein binding. Lineage: Eukaryota; Metazoa; Chordata; Aves; Piciformes; Indicatoridae.